Messenger RNA from Elephantulus edwardii (Cape elephant shrew), 2097 nucleotides. It is a transcript of the gene FCRLA, whose product is annotated as Fc receptor-like A. Gene Ontology annotation, molecular function: transmembrane signaling receptor activity. Gene Ontology annotation, biological process: cell surface receptor signaling pathway. Lineage: Eukaryota; Metazoa; Chordata; Mammalia; Macroscelidea; Macroscelididae. Bases 1 to 2097 code for a protein of 698 amino acids. The transcript has 13 exons. The record is from RefSeq and is a predicted model, not a curated record.
AUGGGAAUCCUCUCACGCCUGUGCCUCUCUGCUGGUGAGGCUGACGGAGCUGUUUGCACAUCCUCCUACCCUUUGGGCCACAUCCUACUGUGGACAGCUCUGUUAUUCCUGGUUCCUGUUACUGGCACAUCUGCAGAUCUUCCAAAGGCGGUGGUGAACAUCGAGCCCCCGUGGAUCAAUGUGCUCAGGGAGGACUAUGUGACUCUGAAGUGCCACGGGGCAUACAUCCCGGGUAACCACUCCACCCAGUGGUUCCACAGAGGGAGCCUUAUGCCAACUGGGGUCCAGCCCAGCUACCGCUUUAAGGCCACCUUGGAUGACAGCGGAGAUUACAGGUGUCAGACACCCCUGACCAGCCUCAGCGACCCAGUGCAGCUGGAAGUGGUUUCUGAUUGGGUGUUACUCCAGACCUCUCAGUUGGUGUUUCAGGAGGGGGACUCCAUUGUGCUGAGAUGUCACAGCUGGAAGAGCAAGCCCCUGUACAAGGUCACGUUCUUCCAGAAUGGGAAGUCUCAGAAGUUUUAUCCCAAAAAUUCCAACUUCUCCAUCCCACGAGCAAACCACAGUCACAGUGGAGAUUACUACUGCAAAGGUUUUCUAGGGAAUCAGCCUCACCAGUCACACAAUGUGACCAUCACUGUCCAAGGGUCUAAGAAGGCGAGCUCUUCCUCAAUGGAGGUGAUCAUCGCAGGAGUGAUCUCUGGGAUUGCGGUAAUAGUCAUUGUUGCUGCUGUGGUAGCCUUGUUCCACCUCAAGAGAAAACGAAUUUCAGCUCUCCCAGGAAACCCUGAGCACAGGGAAAUGGGAGAGAACCUCCCUGAGGAAGCAGCCAAUUUUACUAAUGACGAGGAUGCUGCUAAAAUUGAGGCUGAGAAGACAAUCAAUUACUCACUUCUCAAACACCCAGAAGGCCAGGAGGAAGAAAACAUAGAUUUUGUGUUGAAGACAUUCAGUGCACUGGAGGUUGCAGUAGACCCAAACACAGUCUCCAUGAAGUUAGGCUAUAUUCUGAGGGCCUGGGUGCUCUGCCUUUUUCUUGCUGUGUUCUGGGCAGCCCCGAUGUUACUGGCUGCGCAUCUUGAGAUGCUGCCAUGUGAAGAAACCAUGUCCUCUGGAUCUGUCAGCACGCAGGAGGACAGCUGCCACAAUGACGAUAACUUGACUGGCUCAAGAGACGAUGGUUUCCUGAUCAAAGGCUACUCUUUCAGUGAACCUUUCCAUCUGAUUGUGUCCUACGAUUGGCUGAUCCUUCAAGGUCCAUCCAGGCCUGUGUUUGAAGGAGACUCUCUGGUUCUGCGCUGCCGGGCCUGGCAAGAUUGGCCAUUGACCCAAGUCACCUUCUACCGGGAUGGCUCGGCUCUAGGUCCCCCUGGACCUAAUAGUGAAUUCUCCAUUGCUGUGGUUCAAGAGGCAGACAGUGGGCACUACCACUGCAGUGGUGUCUUCAAGAGUCCUGGGGCUGGAAGCCCAGAAACAGCAUCUUCUGUGGCCAUCACAGUCCAAGAACUAUUUCCAGCUCCAGUUCUCAGUGCCACACCCUCAGCUGAGCCCCAACAGGGGGUCCCAGUGACCCUGAACUGUCAGGCAAGGCUGUCCCUGCACAGGUCAGCCACACGCCUCCUCUUCUCCUUCUACAAGGAUGGCAGAAUGGUGAGAAACAAGGGUGUCUCCUCAGAAUUCCAGAUCCCCACAGCUUCAGAGGAACACUCUGGAUCCUACCGGUGUGAGGCAGCCACUGAGGACGGUCAAGUGUGGAAACAGAGUCUUCAGCUGGAGAUAAGGGUGCAGGGACCCUCCAUCUCUGUUGCAUCUCCUCCCUCAGCUCCUCAGAAGCCAUCUGUUUCAGACACUGCUUCAACCGAACCCCCAGGACCUCAGCCUUCUCUGACCUCCCCUUCUGAGAAUCCAGCUUCUGAGAACCCAUGCUUAUCCUCUCCUCUGCUGGCGCAUGAUCCCCACCUGCAUCACCAGAUGGGCAUUCUUCUCAAACAAAUGCAGGAAGUUAGAGCUCUCCUUGGGCACCUGGUCAUGGAGUUGAGGGAUUUAUCUGACCGCAGGAAGCCAGGCACCCCAAAGGCUUCUGCUGAAAAAAAGUAA